GCCAACCCCGGAAAUUCCGUCGGCACUGGUCACUGCUGUCAGCCCGUUGUUGGAGCGAUGUGUUGCCGCUUCUGCUGCGGGUCCGUCUGCGUCUCAGCUGGAGUUGAGCUCAAAACCGGACACCAGCAUGUAUUAAAGAAGGCGUUCCCACACAGAGGAGAUAAACAAUACUGAGGUGUCAGCCUUACCUGCCAGUCUACCCAUGUACUUCAUCCUGAAUGCCGGUGAAGGAGGUACACGCCACAGCAUGUUGAUGUGAAGCGAGAACAUAUUAGGAUGCAGUCUUCAAACCACAGACUGCGAGAUAUGGAGCAGCACCACCCGCUGCUGUCAGCAGGGGCAGAUGUCGAGACAGGGAGCCUGGCAGCCGGAGUGAUGGUCGGGGGUCCCCACGCAGGCCACACAGCGGGGAACCGCACGCUGUGGUUCAUUCAGGACAGCUGUGGGAUGGUGUGUGCAACUAUCACCUGGUUCCUGGUGCUGUACGCUGAAUUUGUGGUGAACUUUGUCAUGCUGCUGCCCAGCAAGAACUUCUGGUACUCGCUGCUGAACGGGGCCACCUUCAACUCCCUGGCUGUGCUCGCAUUGGCCUCGCAUCUACGCACCAUGUUGACUGACCCGGGUGCAGUUCCUAAGGGCAAUGCAACCAAGGAGUAUAUGGAGAGCUUACAGCUGAAGCCUGGUGAGGUCAUCUACAAGUGCCCAAAGUGCUGCAGCAUCAAGCCUGAGAGGGCACACCAUUGCAGUAUUUGUAAAAGAUGCAUCCGGAAGAUGGAUCACCACUGUCCCUGGGUCAAUAACUGUGUGGGAGAAAAGAAUCAGAGAUUCUUUGUACUUUUCACUAUGUACAUAGCCAUGAUUUCUGCCUAUGCCCUGGGCCUCAGUGGUAUGCACUUCUUCACCUGUGUUAAAGUCCAGUGGAAUGAGUGCAGUGACUUCUCUCCAGGGGUGUCUGUGUUGCUGCUGAUCUUCCUCUGUCUCGAAGCCGUCCUCUUCCUCACUUUCACAGCUGUAAUGUUUGGUACACAGAUCCACUCCAUCUGCAAUGACGAGACGGAGAUUGAACGUCUUAAAAAUGAGAAGCCCACAUGGGAGCGUCGCAUGAGAUGGGACGGAAUGAAAUCUGUAUUCGGGGGUCCGCCCUCCCUGCUGUGGUGCAAUCCAUUCACAGGCCUGCGUCUGCGGCGCCUGUUGCUGUUGACCUACGGUCGCCGUGGUGGCUCUGAGUUUUCUGUCUGAGUGCAGGACAGAUGGAUGCGGGUCAUCAACACUUAACCGUCUCUAAAGCAAGAUUUCUUGUAUGCCCUCCUCGGCUGGGACUAAGAUAGACCUCUGCUCCCUGAGGCUGUCCUUCAUGUGUGGGUGACAGGGCGAGACAGGCUGCUCCAGACGGACCCAUCACAGCACAUCACACCCCCACUGAAACUUGCUGAUGUAGACCCGACACCCUUGGUCCGCACAAGUAUGCUGAACAACUGGAAUAUUGUUUAUAACAUGAGCAGCAUUUUGGUUUGUUUGUGUGUAUUUGGGUGAAGCAUGCAAUAUGUAACUCAAGCGAGUCUUUUAUUCCUUGUGAGACCGUCCAAGGUGCUGUAUGAACUCAACUCAUGCACCUUCAGCAGCUUGUUUUCUUUGCUGCGCACAUGAGAUUAGUAUUUGAAUUGUGUGUGUGUGUGGGGGUUAGCAACAUAUCUUUCAUCAUCACUGGACCCAGAAAAGUGGAACUCAUUGGGGAAAUGCUUGAAAUUGCUCUAUUGGACCCAGACAAGGACAUGCGCUAUUUACAUGGCACUGGAGAAAAUGUCUGGAUAUGGAGCACAGUGGACAUCAGACCUGGAACUGUGCUGCCUUGAUUUGCAUGUUUAACAGCUCAAUCAGUCCGUUUCUCAGCCAGGAAAUGAGGCUUUCACUAUCUUCAAAUGAAUGAAAAGGCUACUGUGAACACAAGCCUCAUUCUUAUUUAAUAGGACUGAGUGUUUUUUCCUAUCUGUUCAUCUUUAUCAUUUUUUUCCCACCUUGAGCUCAAAUUGUUGUUAUUAUUAUUUUUUUAACUGCUGAAGCUUCUUUACCUUUUCAUCAGUGACCACUCUACAACAGUUGACCAUAAUAACUCACUGGAGAUGACUACUGAGAUUCUAACUCCUAAUUUGGAAAAAAGUCACCUUUUUAGUAUUAUGUACGUAAUAGUAUGUAUGUAUGUAUGUAUGUAUGUAUCCAUAAAUUUGCCAUCGCUCCAUGUCUCAUUCUCAUGCAAACACCUGUCCCCCAAAGCCCCCUGAUAUAAUUUUAUAACGAAAAUGAUUCAGGUUGAACAACUGUGACUGAUCUUUCAAUUGUUUUACUCAUACAUUUUUUUUCUCCAUGUGUAAAACUGGAAACUAUGUCUGUGUGUGGUAGGAAAUCAUUCACAAGAAUUCAUUUAAGCUCUGAAAACAACCUUACAAACCCCCAAGACAGAGCCAACUGUGCACUCGUUGGCCAGGGUGUGGUGCCACAUUUUGAAAAGGAGAAUUCAAAACACUAGCACAACCUCCUUUGGCUCAUUGUGAGCUCAUUCUGAUCCACAGAGCCAAGCUCCAUUGUAUGGUCAGCCUGUAGAAUUUAAAAAGGAACUGCUUUGCUGAAAGAGGCUGAAGUACCAGGCUCAUUUCACAAGUUUUAAUACUGAACAAAGUCUCUGGGAGCUCAGCACAUGCCUCCGAGGCCUUUUCUACUUCACUCCAGAAAUGUCAAGCCUAUAACAUCUAGUGGCAGGACAGUAGCAGAUAAUCUCCCAGGGUUACUAGAACACAUAUCCAUGCCUUUAAAAUCAGCUUGAAAGGUUUUUGUCACUAUUGUUUGUACUGUUUGCACUGGAUGAAUGUGGCUUUUUUUAAAUCUAGAGUUCUUGAAGUCAAAUCCUGACUGGUGGGAUAGUAUUGUCAAAUCUAGAUUCUCUAAGUCUCAUUUUUUUAUUGCGUGUUGGACAAUAUACUUCUGUUUGUUCUCAUCUGUGGUUGUCAGGAGAAGGAACUUUAUCUCCUCUGUUUACACUAAAUGAUUAUAUCUGAUGCUCUAUGGCUAUAAUGUUUUAAGAAACAUGCUGUCAUUAGAAUGUAAAAUGUAUCUGUUUUGGGACUAAGGGACACAGCACUGAAAGCUAACUGAUAUCAGGGGAUUUUAUUAAUGCUGGCCUCUUAUUUCUCAUUUUGUUCUGCCAGACUGCAUCACCUCAGCAACAGUUUUCUGAAAUAAAUGUUGGAAAAAGGCUUCCACUUGAAGUCCGCUAUUCUAACAUGCUCAAUGUAUUUUUAAAUAUAUGAGGUACAAAAUGAAGAGGUGUCAAGUUUAGCCAAACACACAGUGUGUCAAUACAAAUCCAGCUGUCUUUUAAAUAUAGGUGUGCAUAAGACUUAUCAGAAAACAACAGGAAAAUUCACGCUGUUUAGUUUGGCAGAUACACAAUAUGUUGCUAUGCAAGCAACAGCUGUUAUUAAAAAUAGUUGCAGGUAUUGGUGGCAAAAAUACACCCAGAGCCAUUGAGAUGCCUAGAGUCUAAUAAAUGAAAAUGUCAUUAGAGUAGAAGUAAAUAUCCGAAGGACUGGAGGUAACAGUGGCAGGACUUAUACACUGCUACUUCUAGCUGUAUUUGUAGGAAGUAGCAGAAAAACAGAGUUAAUUAUGGAUUGACAAAUAUUACUAUCUUGACUAAGUAUUUAAUGUUGACUGGUAUAAUUUGGGUUUGGUUGAUGUGUUUCAUAAUGUCUCAAAUUGGGAUUCUGUUACAGGGUGUGUAUUUUUAUAUUCAUGCUCAGCAAUAGAAUGAAU
This is a messenger RNA of Larimichthys crocea (large yellow croaker), 3807 nucleotides long. It is a transcript of the gene zdhhc7, whose product is annotated as zDHHC palmitoyltransferase 7. The coding region runs from base 277 to 1239 and encodes 320 amino acids. Gene Ontology annotation, molecular function: palmitoyltransferase activity. The transcript is spliced from 8 exons. The record is from RefSeq and is a predicted model, not a curated record. Lineage: Eukaryota; Metazoa; Chordata; Actinopteri; Sciaenidae.